Molecule: messenger RNA, 567 nt
Organism: Chenopodium quinoa (quinoa)
Lineage: Eukaryota; Viridiplantae; Streptophyta; Magnoliopsida; Caryophyllales; Amaranthaceae
Product: 70 kDa peptidyl-prolyl isomerase-like
Exons: 2
Coding region: 1-567 (188 amino acids)
Molecular function (GO): protein binding
Source: RefSeq, a predicted model, not a curated record
AUGGCAAAGGUCUUGAAGGAGGAGGGCAAUACUCACUUCAAGGAAGGUGAAGUCGUUCUUGCUAGGGCUAAGUAUGACAGAGGACUAAAAUUUCUGUGUUUUGUUCUGCCACAAGAUGAAGAUGAUCGUGCUCUUCUAUGGAACCUUGCCAUAUCCCUUGAGUUAAACCUUGCAGCUUGCGCUCUAAAAGUUCGUGAUUACGAACACACUAAGGAGCUAUGCUUGUUAGUCAUUAUGCUUGAUGGUAACAAUCAUAAAGCCCUUUAUAGAAAGGCUUUAGCCGAAAUCAAGCUCAAUCAACUUGAAGAGGCCCAUAAAGACCUUGGCAAAGCAGCUAAGGCCGAGACUAAAAACCUGGACAUCCUUCGUGAGUUAAAGAAGGAAGAGGGGUUGAGAAGCAAAGUUAGCAACAUCAGGGGCAAAAGGGGCACUAAGAAUUCCAACUUGCUCGACACCAUCUUUAACAAAAAGGGAAAGAUUUAUGUUAGUCUAGAGUCUAACAGGCUGCCUAGUAGCGACGUUCAGAGUGAUGUUACGACUUUACCCAUCAUGGCACUAAUCAGAUGA